ACCCCGUGGCCCAUUUCUCCGGGGUGGGGAAGAGCCGAUUGUGUCCCCGUCCCCCCCAAAGGACAGCGCGGCUCCCGCCGCCCUCCCGGCGCUCUCGGCAGCGCGAAGGGCGGCUCCCGGUGCCGGGGCGGGCGGCGGCUCUGGGGAGAGCCCCGGGGCACCCAGGGGUGCCGCACCCACGGGGAGGGCAGGGCGUUGGCCGCCCCCCUCGCCCCCUCCCCAGCGCCCGCCGCCCGCGGGCGAUGAUUCACCGCGAUUUUCCUUUUAAGGCCGCGCUCGGCGGGGAGGAAGCAGAGGAGGAGGAGGAGGAGGAGGACACUCCUUGGAGCUGGCUGGCUCCUCCUGCUCUCGCUCGAGGCUCCGACGCGCAGCCAAAAGCGAAUCCCGGCGGCAGCGCUCGGCAGAGGCUCCGACGGCUCCCGGCCCCGCUGCUCGCCCAAGCGCCCGCGUCCCAGCCAUGGCAAGAAACCACCAAGUGCAGAAGGCCAAGCUGGCCGAGCAGGCUGAGCGCUACGAGGACAUGGCAGACUUCAUGAAGGCCGUGGUGGAGCACGGGGACGAGCUGUCCAACGAGGAGCGCAACCUGCUGUCGGUGGCCUACAAGAACGUGGUGGGCUGCCAGCGCUCGGCGUGGAGGGUCAUCUCCAGCAUCGAGCACAAAACCGAGGAGGGCGACGACAAGGCGCAGGUGGUGAACGAGUACCGGGAGAAGGUGGAGCAGGAGCUCAACGCCGUCUGCAACAACGUGCUGGGCUUGCUGGACAAGUAUCUCAUCAAGAAGGACAGCGACACCGAGAGCAAGGUCUUCUACCUGAAGAUGAAGGGCGACUACUUCCGAUACCUGGCCGAGGUGGCCAGCGGGGACGACCGGCUGUCGACGAUAGAGAAGGCGCAGGAGGCCUACCAAGAGGCCAUGGACAUCAGCAAAAAGGAGAUGCAGCCCACGAACCCCAUCCGCCUGGGGCUGGCCCUCAACUUCUCGGUGUUCCACUACGAGAUCGCCAACGCCCCCGAGCAGGCCAUCUCGCUGGCCAAGACCACCUUCGACGAGGCCAUGGGCGACCUGCACACGCUCAGCGAAGACUCCUACAAGGACAGCACCCUCAUCAUGCAGCUGCUCAGGGACAACCUCACGCUAUGGACAGCCGAGUGCGCCGGUGAAGACGGCGGCGAGGCUGGCGAAGAGCCCAAGAACUGAGCGUGCCCUGCCGAGCCGGGGGCCGGCCCCACCUGCCCCGCUCCAGCCCCUUCGGCAUCUCUUCGUGGUUUUUUUUUUUUGGUUUUUUUUUUUUUUUUUUAAUUUUUUUUGGUUGGUUUUGGCGGGGAGGAGUCUCAGCUCCCCCCAUCCUGGAUACCGGGAGCGGGGGUGGUUUUGGCAGGGCUCUUCCCUCUCUCUCCCCCAUCCUCUGCUCUGGGGAGGGGGAAAAGAGGGAGAGGGGGUGUCUCUGUCCCGGAGAGCUGCCAGCCCCCGGUAUUUAACAUUUUUUUGUGGGGGGGUGUCCAGUCUGGCCUGUGCCUGCUCCAAACCCCCUGUCCCAGAGGGCUGGAGCAGCAACAGGAGGAGGUGAGGGGCUGGGCCGGGGUGAGGGGGGGUCCGGGCAGCCCCCCCAUUCCGGGAGGGGGUCUCGUGUUGCCUCUG
This is a messenger RNA of Pyrgilauda ruficollis (rufous-necked snowfinch), 1639 nucleotides long. RefSeq names its product stratifin (gene SFN). Bases 458 to 1198 code for a protein of 246 amino acids. Gene Ontology annotation, cellular component: cytoplasm. The record is from RefSeq and is a predicted model, not a curated record. Lineage: Eukaryota; Metazoa; Chordata; Aves; Passeriformes; Passeridae. The transcript has a single exon. Gene Ontology annotation, molecular function: protein kinase binding. Gene Ontology annotation, biological process: signal transduction.